This is a messenger RNA of Chlorocebus sabaeus (green monkey), 1028 nucleotides long. RefSeq names its product mitochondrial ribosomal protein L17 (gene MRPL17). Gene Ontology annotation, biological process: translation. Gene Ontology annotation, molecular function: structural constituent of ribosome. NCBI's taxonomy places the organism in Eukaryota, Metazoa, Chordata, Mammalia, Primates, Cercopithecidae. The record is from RefSeq and is a predicted model, not a curated record. Gene Ontology annotation, cellular component: mitochondrial large ribosomal subunit; ribosome.
AGCCACUGGCUGACGCAGCCAAAAAAAAAAAAAAAAAAAACCCGAUGGCCCGCUUAUCCCACACUAGGGGGCGCCUGCUUCUCCGGCCGCCACAGAGCGCUCUGGAUGCCUGAAGCCCGCCCAGCUCGCCGCCUCUGGAAAAGCUCAACACCAUUUCUCCGCCCUUCCCGAGAUUGCCAACGAGGCAGGCCCUGAUGCGCAUGCGCAAACACGUUCGCCACGCUCGGAGCUAAGGCGCAUGCGUCCACUGAAAUUGCCGCCACCCGGUCUACCUUCCAGUUUCCAGUUCCGGCCUCCAAGGGGCGGGCAGAAGCUGGAAACAUGCGGCUGUCGGUCGCUGCAGCCAUCUCCCAUGGCCGCGUAUUUCGCCGUCUGGGCCUCGGUCCGGAGUCCCGCAUCCAUCUGUUGCGGAACUUGCUCACAGGGCUGGUGCGGCACGAACGCAUCGAGGCACCAUGGGCGCGUGUGGACGAGAUGAGGGGCUACGCGGAGAAGCUCAUCGACUAUGGGAAGCUGGGAGACACCAACGAACGAGCCAUGCGCAUGGCUGACUUCUGGCUCACAGAGAAAGACUUGAUCCCAAAGCUGUUUCAAGUUCUGGCCCCUCGAUACAAAGAUCAAAAUGGGGGCUACACAAGAAUGCUGCAGAUCCCAAAUCGGAGUUUGGAUCGGGCGAAAAUGGCAGUGAUCGAGUAUAAAGGGAACUGCCUCCCACCCCUGCCUCUGCCUCGCAGAGACAGCCACCUUACACUCCUAAACCAGCUGCUGCAGGGUUUGCGGCAGGACCUCAGCCAGAGCCAGGAAGCAAGCGACCACAGCUCAAACACCAAGGAUUUAACUGGAUCUGAAGAGUCUGCAGCCCUUAAUCAGUGCCCAUGAUCACAGACCUUUGGAGCGCUUUUACUCUCUGAGAAGAACUGGAGCUAGAGAUGUAAAAUGGACAGCCUUAGUGGGAUUGAGAACCUUCUGGGAGCCAGAUGACCCUCUCUUUGCACAAUAGAUAAAAGUCUUUAUAUGAAUAUAUAUAA